Penicillium brasilianum is the source of this 1947-nucleotide messenger RNA. The record is from the annotation of a GenBank genome assembly. NCBI's taxonomy places the organism in Eukaryota, Fungi, Ascomycota, Eurotiomycetes, Eurotiales, Aspergillaceae.
AUGAUGUUCUCUCUUGUCUGGGUAUGUCUUGCCGCACUCGUUUCAGAGGUUCGCGGGGACUUUGUGUCAGUCAACUAUCACAAGUACAAUGAUGGAGAAUUGGGGCACCGUCCUCAUCUCGAAUUCCACUCAAGCAGCGAAUAUUCACCCGUGCUGCAAGCCAACAUAUGGGACAGGGAUGCCAUAUCUCAAGAGGGCUCUCAUAUCUUUCUUCGACAUGACGGCAAUGAAUCGUCGCCACUCUCAUCACCGCUCAUCCUGGACGCCAACGAUCUGAGCGCUGUAUUCAUGAAUCGAUCCUUUCAAAAUGUCUUCGGUACUCGAGUACAGGAGAAUUUCGGCAAGAAGUACUUGACUUUUUGGGCGGGAGACAAAGGCGAGGGGAUUGGUGACGGCUAUGGUUUUGCGUAUGACGAUACCUAUCGCCUGACCUAUAAAGUAUCGGCACAGAAUCUCAGGGUACACAGUGACCUCCACGAGUUUGCAUUCACAGGAAAUGGAACGGCGUUGGUCACCGGAGUCAACAAGAUACGCGUCCGAGGUGCGAACUACAAGGGAUGGAAUUUACCCUUCUCAUUCGAGAUUCUGGACGGUGUUGUCCAGGAGAUUGACCUCGAGACAAACAAGGUACUUUUCAACUGGCGCGCUCUCGACCACGUGAACCCUCUCGACUCGUCCGAGGGAAGGGGCUUGGGCUGGGAUGCCUAUCACUUGAAUAGCAUCGAAAAGACACAGGCUGGAAAUUACCUUGUCUCGAUGCGCCACCUCCACUCCAUUAUCUUGAUUGACGGAAAAACGGGCAAAAUUAUCUGGACAUUGGGUGGUAAUCAGAAUGAUUUUGUCGAGCUCCCUCCACCAAGAGGAGCCGAGUCCGCCCAACCCGUACUAACAAUGCGCUGGCAACACCACGCUCGGUUUGUCCCUGGAACCAACGAGACCCAGAUGACAUUAUUCGAUAAUCACGUCAAGGAGACCUCACACGGCGAGUGUGACACUAACUGCUCCCGUGGUCUGCAUAUCGCUAUCGAUGACACAGUCUCGCCUCCAACUGUCCGCCUUUUACAAGAAUUCCAGCAUCCGUCAAAGCUGCAAGCCCAAAGCCAGGGCAGCGUCCAGGCUCUUUCGCCUACUUCUGGUGGCCUUGGCAAUGUUUUCAUUGGUUGGGGUCGGUGCCCAACUUUCACAGAGCAUAAUGCCACCGGUGAGACGGUCAUGGACGUACAAUUCUCGCCGUGGCAUAGCCUCGACGUCCCUGAUGCACUCGACAACUAUCGCGCUUACAAGAUGGACUGGUCAGCAACACCUUGGUGGGAUCCUGCCGUUGCCCCGAGGAAGAAUUGGAAGGGGGAGUUGGUUGUCUAUGUCAGCUGGAAUGGCGCUACUGAGGUAGCGAGCUGGGUGAUUCGAGGAGCGGCUGGGAAUCUGCAGGUGAACAGAGGUGAAAUUGUGGCCAAAUCACGACGGACUGGUUUCGAGACGAAGUUGACGAUUGGAGAGACGGUCUGGCGGUAUCUAUGGGCCGAAGCUAUCGAUCGCGAUGGAAACGUGCUUCGGUCGAGUGACGUUGUGGAUUUGGAUACGGCUGAGCUACCCGUUGCCUCGGAUUUGUAUAGCGAGUCCGACUCCGGGAUCCCUGAUAUAAUGGCCCCCGAGGCGCUGUCAAAAACUGGCUUUAUCUUGAUCGCUACGGGAUCGGGAGCCCUGGCCGUGGUGAUGCUCGUAGGGGGUGUCAUCCUGUGGCAUCGCUCUAGGAACUACAACCGUCUCAAUACCGAGGACUUUGUCUUGGAUACGGACGAGGAGUCAGAGGAUGAAAAUGACCAUGACGAUAAUGAAUCGGGACAUGAGGAAGGGAUUGCAUUGGGCGAACCUGGAAGCGUAUACUUUCCAUCAAGGCAGGACAAAGCUAGCUAUUCACGUCUCCUUCAGGCAGUGGAUGGAUACUAA